Messenger RNA from Histoplasma mississippiense, 1032 nucleotides. RefSeq lists its product with no specific name. The record is from RefSeq and is a predicted model, not a curated record. Bases 1 to 1032 code for a protein of 343 amino acids. Gene Ontology annotation, molecular function: phenylpyruvate tautomerase activity. The transcript has 2 exons. Lineage: Eukaryota; Fungi; Ascomycota; Eurotiomycetes; Onygenales; Ajellomycetaceae.
AUGGCAUCACCAGCCCGCUCCCAUACAGGCUGUAUCUCAGACCCAACUCCCAUGGAAAAGAUCCCAACACUGGUCCCCCUCACCUCCGUGCAAAGCAACCCAGUCGAGUCUGACAGGCGCGUCACUCCAAAACCCAGUCGACGCCUACGCAAGGCGCCCGGCAAAGGCCAUGAAAGCAGCAACAGCAUCACCAAGGAGCUGACUCGCGGGGCUCCCACUGAUGGAUAUCCCAACCGCUUCCUGACCAAAUCCUCCAGUCAGCUGGACAUCGCGAAAAAGAGAAGCCAGUACUUCAACGAAGUGUUCACUUCUAGAGAGCCGUAUCAUACCCCUCGGCACCGCGUUAAUCAGGACUCCGUCGUUGUUGUCGAGAUCAAAACGAAUGUCCUUCUGGAAAAUGACUUCCAGAACCUCUCGGAACUUUCCCUCAACCUCUCCCUGAUAUUCCAGCGCCCAGAGUCCUCCAUCCUCCUUUACGUCGAGCACAACUGUUGUCUGAUGCUCGCCAGUAGCUACGAGCCCGCCUAUCUAGUUACCGUCUCCGCGCUGCCUUGCUCAAUCGCCCCAAUAACCAACCUGCGCCACACCGUGCUGAUCCAAACCGCCAUCUUGGAUAUCUUCAACAUCCCCGGCAACCGCGGCGUGAUCAAGUUCGAAUCCAUGGCAGAGGAAAACUUCGCCACAAACGGCUCAACCAUCCGCGAUGAGAUUGACCAACUCCAGCGCACCUCUAAUGACGAUCAUAGCAUCUUCAAGAGCAUCUCGCACAGUGUCACUCGCAAGAUUAAAUCGAACACGUCCAACGGUAAUAAUAGCGUUGUCCGACCCGGUACUCCUGUACACGACUUGCCGAAUCCGUCCACUAACGAUGGCAAUAAUGACAAUAAAAAUUAUGGAGAAAGUAAUUUAGCUUCAUCAACUGUUCCCCCAGAAGACAAAAUGGAGCUAGCUUCUCCAAAACAGGGCGCACUCAGGGGCAGGGACCGCGUUAUCAAGAAAUGCCAGAGUAUCCGGCAACUUUUCUUCCGUUGA